AAAUUGUUAAAUCUAUGCCUACAUAAAAUAAAAACCUUUUUCUUUCAAAUUUUAUUUUAUCAAUCAAUACCAAUUCUUAUUUUUGCUUGCAUUGCUAAAAUUAUCGCAAGUUUCAAUGACUUCCUUUUGUUUGUCAGAUAUUUAGUAGUAGUGAAAAAGAAAAGGAAUGAAAUGUGCGCAUGCGUCUGACUAUUUUCGGCCAUAUUGUUAUGACGCAUUCAAGAUCAUAGGUCUCCGCCAGUGACGAGUCUUCUCGCAGUUGACGUGGCUACUACGUACCAUCCCGUUCGCCCACUCCGGACGCAGCAUAGACGGUGACGAGGAAUACGUAACUGUGAAGACUUCCACUGCACAUUACCUAAUAAGUGGGAAAGCAAGGAAUACAUGGAGAUGACCUUGAACGUUUUAGGUGACCUAAGUGGUUAUGGACGGAAUGGUGGAGGAGAAUGGCACUUCUGGUGGAGCGGGUGCUUCUGAUCCGCUGGCUGGUGCAGGGUCAUCUGCCGCCGCCACUCAACACGUUGUCGCGGUCACCAGUAUCGUCCAGCUCACACUGCCUACACAGGCCCCCUCUGCACAGGUCCAAAGUGUGAUUCAACCAAACCAGCAGUCAGUCAUUCAGACGGCAUCUAAUUUACAAUCUGUUCAGUUGCCAAAAGGGAAUGUCAUACUUGUGAGCAAACCUAACUCUGUCAUACAUACCACUCAAGGAUCUUUGCAAACAUUGCAGAUAAAACCAGAGCCGAAUACAGUAAUUGGAACACAAGGCCAGUCAUGUAGUGAUGACAGUUGCAGCGAUGAUGAAAGUCCAAAGCGGAAAUACAGAGAGAUGUUGAGCCGACGUCCAUCUUAUAGAAAAAUUCUAAAUGAUCUAGGAGGUGCUGAAAUUGCAGAAAAUCGCAUGGGAUCUAAACCAGGAUGUGAGAACGAAGUGUCGCUGUCAUCUUCUUUGUCAUUUGCACCAGUGAUUCCAGCCGGAGCUCUGCAAGGAGAGAGCGGUCUGCACACGCUGGCUGUGUCGGGAGCGGCAGGGGGAGGGGCUAUUGUACAAUACGCAAACCAAGAUGCGCAGUUCUAUGUGCCCGGUCCAAUUCUAGAAGAUCAAACACGAAAACGUGAAUUACGAUUGCUCAAGAACCGUGAAGCUGCGAGAGAAUGCCGGCGUAAAAAGAAGGAAUACAUAAAAUGUCUCGAAAACAGGGUUGCCGUGCUUGAAAAUCAGAAUAAAGCACUGAUAGAGGAACUUAAAUCUCUGAAAGAACUGUAUUGCCAACAAAAGACAGAAUGAGGCCCAGCCGGCUAACCGGGUGUGCCACCGCCCUGCCGGUGAGAGCUUUUGAGGCACACAUUGUCACUUUGUGCUCGCGUGUUGCUUUGGACGGGACUAGGUGCCGUUUUCGGUGUCCUGAACUCCCGACUGUGGACUUGAUUGUCUUUUUGAAUCAGGAUUCUAACUUAUCCUGACUAAUUCACAGAUUACCAUUUUAAUAUCAGGUGAAUGUAAGUACUGUUAGAUUCUUUUAAUAUGUUGAAUUGUUAAUACUAUCUGUUUUACUAUUUCUGUUCUGUUAUUGUUUUGAUAUCAAUUUCUAUGAAUUUAUUUAGACACACUAGAAAUAUCAACUAGGUCCUGUUUACCAUACUGUAUUUUUCAAACGGUUUGUAAUAAAUAAUAAAUGAUUUUCUUAGUAACAAAAUAUAAUCGACCAUUCCACUUGAUGCAACUGGCUGGUGUUAGACUAGAAUCUUUUGUGCCAUUUUAAAAUUUUAUAGAAAAAAUUGCUAACAUUAUUUUAAACUAUCAUCAGUAAACUAUAUUAAAAUAUUUUACCUUAUCAAACUACCUUUUGCCAUUAUCGUAGAUACCUUGUUUCUUUUAAUUUAUUUCUCUUGAGACUUUUUUACUUUAUUUCGUUCAUAUUUACAGUUGUAUCAUGAAUGAUGAUUUAACUUUGUUUAUAAUAAACAGGAUUCAUUAUUUUUUAAAGCAUGUGUGUCUGUGAUUAAAAGAUAUUGAUGAAAUUUUCCUCUAUGAUAUAAUAAUUACUAUUAUAUAAAUAAACUGUUGUUAAUUAUUUUCAACACCUACUUGGUGUUUGUGGAUAAGCCAAAGUUAAUAUUUAGUUUUAUUGUGCAAUAGCCAUAUUGCAAUGUACAGGUUAAUCUCUUUCUCUUCAAAUGAAAUAUAUAUCUCAGAAGAAAAAUAAAAAAAUGUAAAUUAUGUAUAAAUUUUAUUAAGAAUGUAAAAAAAUAUUAUGUAUAUUGAAAAAUGUGUAUAUAUACAUUUAUGUGGACGAGGAGGAAUGGUCGAUGUUGCAUAUCAUCACAUAAAAUGUUUUUAAUUGCAUUUUAAGCUAAUCACUAUUUUAGGGAAUGUUGAUUGCGGUUUUAUGAUUCAACAGACACCAUUCUUUCAUUAGUUUCACAAAAUAUGUUUUUUUUGUGAAAGGGUAAUUUUAAUUGACUAUCAAGAGUAAAUAUUAGAUUUUAAUAGAUGGUUUUUGCCAUGAUUGAAACUGUUAUUUGUUUACAGAGCUUCAAAGUAUUUUUUAAUUGGUACAUUAUGUACAGUUUUAUUAUACCAUAAUUAUUUUGUGUAAUUAAGAAGGAAAUGUAAUCAAUCAUGGCAAAUCAUAUUUAAGGUUAAUUAUAGACAUUGUGCAAAGUGCCUUUAAAUUUAGAAUGAGUAAAAUUUAUACCAAGAUAGCUUUUUAUGUUAACUUAAUGCUAUUUAUAAAUAUUAAUAAUAUUGAUUGUUUGAUGUACUAUUGUGUGUUAUUCUUUUUAAUAUAGUAUUUUUGUCCAUUUCUAAUUUAGAAUAAUACAAUCUUAAUCAUCGUU
Molecule: messenger RNA, 2841 nt
Organism: Plodia interpunctella (Indianmeal moth)
Lineage: Eukaryota; Metazoa; Arthropoda; Insecta; Lepidoptera; Pyralidae
Gene: CrebB
Product: Cyclic-AMP response element binding protein B
Exons: 7
Coding region: 425-1288 (287 amino acids)
Biological process (GO): regulation of transcription by RNA polymerase II
Cellular component (GO): transcription regulator complex; nucleus
Molecular function (GO): RNA polymerase II cis-regulatory region sequence-specific DNA binding; DNA-binding transcription factor activity, RNA polymerase II-specific; protein binding
Source: RefSeq, a predicted model, not a curated record